AUGAAUAAAAAUGGCGUUAAAGUUAUUAAAUGGGUUGACAAAAGGCAACUUCUAAUGCUAUCUACUCUCAAAGAGGACAAAGAUGUGCUUUUCAACACUGGAAAAAAAAAUAAGAAGACGAAUGAAGAUAUUAAAAAGCCUACAUGUGUCGUUACGUAUAAUAACAACAAAAAAGGAGUUGACUUUAGCGACCAAAUGUCUUCAUACUAUUCUACAUUAAAAAGAGGGCUCAAAUGGUUCAGAAAAGUGGGUAUGGAAUAUUUGUUUGGCAUGGCGUUAGUAAACGCGUGGAUCACAUACAACAUGAAAAAUGAUAAGAAGGUUUCAAAAAAAGAAUUUACAGAGGCAUUAAUGCAAUCAUUAACUGGAAAAAGUAUAUUAUGCCCUGAUAAAAAUCAAGUAAUACCUAAGGACAAUGACCAUGUCCUUGAGAUGAGCGCUAAACGAAGAAAUUGUGCAGGGUGCUACGACAGACUGCGGAAAACCUUGAAUAGUACCCAAGCAAAAAAAAAAGUUAAGAAAAUAAAAAAAUAUUGCAGGAAAUGCAACCAAAACCUUUGCGUAAUAUGUUUCCAGGACAGGCAUAAGUAAAUAAAAACAUUUUUCAGUUCUUCAACGAUAAUUCUGUUUUAUUUUCGAUAUCCCCUUAUUUUUCUCUGUCCCAUCACUACUAAAAAUACUUUCUAGUGCGGUUCAGGUCGAUAUCGGCCUGCCGCUUUUCCUGCUUUAUUUCUCAUUUCCUGUUUGGCAGAUCCCGGGGCGAAUCAAACGUAAGGAAGUUGGGUUCAAGGUCAUUCUAACAAUAUAAAAAAAAAAUGCAUACAUUAUGUUUCCACAAAGUUAUAGCAGUUUAAUCU
Messenger RNA from Pieris napi, 857 nucleotides. RefSeq lists its product as uncharacterized. The record is from RefSeq and is a predicted model, not a curated record. Bases 1 to 591 code for a protein of 196 amino acids. Lineage: Eukaryota; Metazoa; Arthropoda; Insecta; Lepidoptera; Pieridae. The transcript has 2 exons.